AUGGAAUUCUCAUUAAAUGUACGGAUGCUGUUAGCGUUGGCAUUUGUCCCUGUCGAUCAGGUUAUAGAAACAUAUGAUGAAUUAAUUUCAGCUGAAUACUACGAUGACCAUGAAGAAGAGUUAGCCGAAUUACUAAAUUAUUCCGAACGUACAUGGAUAGGCGUUCAAAGUCGGAGUAAAAGGCGUCGUACCAAAGGGUUAUUUGAUAUUGCACUCUGGAGCUGUUACGAAGCAGUUUUAAAUGAUGCCAUUCGAUCUAAUAAUGCUGUGGAAGGGUGGCAUAAUGCAUUUAAUGGUAGAGUUCGAGUUCAACACGCUGUGAUCGGUAAAAUCAUCAAGAAUUUGAAAAUGGAGCAAAAUUCUACGGAAGUUAUUGUCACUCAGAUUGAAACUGGCUUAGAUAUUAAUAAUAAACGUCGUAAGGCUUAUAACGAUAUUGAUUUAAGAUUAAAAAAUAUCGUAAGUCAAUACGAUGCUAAUAAUCGUUUGCAAUACCUUAAAAAUAUUGCUAGUAUUUUGUCAAUAUAA
This is a messenger RNA of Microplitis mediator, 528 nucleotides long. RefSeq lists its product as uncharacterized. Lineage: Eukaryota; Metazoa; Arthropoda; Insecta; Hymenoptera; Braconidae. The transcript has a single exon. The record is from RefSeq and is a predicted model, not a curated record. The coding region runs from base 1 to 528 and encodes 175 amino acids.